This is a messenger RNA of Spinacia oleracea (spinach), 1335 nucleotides long. RefSeq lists its product as uncharacterized. The record is from RefSeq and is a predicted model, not a curated record. Lineage: Eukaryota; Viridiplantae; Streptophyta; Magnoliopsida; Caryophyllales; Amaranthaceae. Bases 1 to 1335 code for a protein of 444 amino acids. The transcript has a single exon.
AUGUCAAGAUGCUUAGCUGAGCUCACAAAGAACAAAGCCUUUAAGUUUCAUCCUAGAUGGAAGAGAGUUGAUUUAACCCAUAUGAUGUUUGCAGAUGAUUUGCUGCUCUUUUCUAGAGCUGAUAUCCCUUCUGUGUCAGCUUUAUUUGCUGCUUUCACUCAGUUCUCAAGAGCUUCUGGGUUGGAGGCUAAUCUUCAUAAAAGUGAAGUAUAUCUUGCAGGGGUUAAUGAUCAGAUGGGGGAUCAGUUAGUUUCUCUCUUGGGGAUUGCUAAAGGUACUUUCCCAAUUAGAUAUUUGGGUGUACCCCUCACAACCAGGAAACUAAGCUACAAUGAAUGCAAACCUCUCAUUGAGAAAACAGUUACAAGAAUUAAAGGGUGGUCUGCUAGAUUUCUCUCUUAUGCUGGUAGGCUGCAACUUAUCAAGUCUGUUUUGUUUGGUGUCCAACUGUAUUGGUGCCAAAUUUUUGUGAUGCCUAAAAAGAUUAUGAAAGAAAUUCAGAGGUUGUGUAGGAGUUUCUUAUGGACAUGCAAUAAAGUUGGGUCCAAGAAGGCUCCUGUUGCUUGGGAAAAUCUUUGUCUUCCCAAGACCUGUGGUGGUUGGAACUUGAAGGAUCUCAUUACUUGGAACAAGGCUGCUGUGCUGAAACAUUGUUGGGCUUUUUCUAUGAAGCAGGAUAGGCUCUGGGUUAAAUGGAUGCAUACCUACUAUAUACAGCAGAAAGAUUUCUGGACCAUGCCAGUUCCUAAUGGCCUUACUUGGUCAAUGAGGAAAAUUUGGUAUCAAAGGGAGUUGUUGCUGCAAGUUGGGGAUGGAAGUCAGUUUGUGGUAGCUAGUAAAUUCAAGAUUCAUAAAGCUUACAAACAUCUGCAUCGGAGUGGUGUUCAGGUGCCCUGGAAAAGAUUGGUCUGUAACAGUAAGGCUAGCCCUAAGAGUACAUUUGUUGUGUGGUUAGCAGUCCAAAAUAGGCUUGCUACCAAAGAUAGGCUAAUCAAAUGGAAUGUUAGUGUUGUUAGUACUUGUGAGUUGUGUCAGCAGUAUGAUGAGGAUCUGAAUCAUCUAUUCUUCUCUUGCAAGUAUUCUUCUGAAGUUUGGCAGUUGGUUCUGAAUGACAUGGGAAUUCAGAGAAGUGGUUUACAGUGGCAUGAAGAAGUGGAUUUGGCAGUUAAGAAGAGUAGGAGCUCAAGGAAGACUGAUGCUACCUAUGCUAUGGCUUUCAUUGAGACUGUUUAUGGGAUUUGGUUGCAAAGAAACUCCCAAAUUUUCUCUAGCAAGGUGGACACUCCAAAGGUGGUUGCUAACAGGAUUCUCUUCUGUGUAGCUUGUAGACAGUAG